GCUCAGAGAAGCGGGCUGCCGUGUACAGACUGUAAACUACGCUUGCCUUUGCGCUUCUCCAAUUUGUUUAACUUUUUGUAAACGAUGGCCUCCUCAUCCCGAGCCACUGUUGCCGCCGCUGCAGGUCUUACCCUUCUGGGCGGAGCCGCGUUUGUGUCUGCACCUACUGGACGUGCCGGAAACCUGCGAGCAACCGUCUCCGCAGCAACUCCAGCCUUUGCUCCUGUGUCUGGACCGGAGGCGAGCAGCGUCGCCAGUAUGGCAGUUGCAAGCGCAGCUGUUGCCACCUGUUUUGCCAGCCGCAAGGCCGCUGCAAAUGCCAAGCAUCAGCUGGUGGCCUUGAGUGCCUUUGAGAAUGAGCUCGGCGUCCAGGCACCAGUUGGAUUUUGGGAUCCCGCUGGCUUUGCGGCGGAUGGCAGCACCGAGAACUUUGCCCGCAGGCGCCAGACGGAGUUGAAGCAUGGCCGAAUUUCCAUGCUGGCUACAAUGGGAUACAUUACCCCCGAGAUCACCGGAAAAUUCCCGGGCUAUCUGAGCCCUUCCGCUGGUCUGAAGUUCGCCGACGUGCCCAAUGGCCUGGCUGCGAUUUCCAAAGUUCCUGCUGCUGGGUGGGGUCAGAUCUUGGCUUACAUGGCCUUCUGUGAGGUGUCCCAGGACCAGUCGGCGGGAACUCCUGCUGCGGCGGGUGACUUCGGAUUCAAGGUGCUCACCGCGUCCGACCCGGAGGCAAAGAAGACGAAGCUAGCGGCCGAGUUGGCCAACGGAAGACUGGCGAUGAUGGCCAUCAUCGGUAUGUUUUUCCAGGAUGGUCUCACCGGCAGCGCUUGGGGUGACUGGGCCAACUACACCGCUUCGCCUUUGCGUGCCUUCGAAAACGAGCUUGGAGUGCAAGCACCGGUGGGGUUCUGGGACCCGGCAGGGUUCACGGCCGAUGGCAGCACUGAGAACUUCGCCCGACGUCGCCAGACGGAGCUGAAGCAUGGUCGCAUCUCCAUGCUUGCUACAAUGGGAUACAUUACCCCCGAGAUCACCGGAAAACUCCCGGGCUAUCUGAGCCCUUCAGCUGGUCUGAAGUUCGCUGACGUGCCCAAUGGCCUGGCUGCGAUUUCCAAAGUUCCUGCUGCUGGGUGGGGUCAGAUUUUGGCUUACAUGGCCUUCUGCGAGGUGUCCCAGGACCAGUCGGCGGGAACUCCUGCUGCGGCGGGUGACUUCGGAUUCAAGGUGCUCACCGCGUCCGACCCGGAGGCGAAGAAGACGAAGCUAGCGGCCGAGUUGGCGAACGGAAGACUGGCAAUGAUGGCCAUCAUCGGUAUGUUUUUCCAGGAUGGCCUCACCGGCAGCGCUUGGGGUGACUGGGCCAACUACACCGCUUCGCCUUUGCGUGCCUUCGAAAACGAGCUUGGAGUGCAAGCACCGGUGGGGUUCUGGGACCCGGCAGGGUUCACGGCCGAUGGCAGCACUGAGAACUUCGCCCGACGUCGCCAGACGGAGCUGAAGCAUGGUCGCAUCUCCAUGCUUGCUACAAUGGGAUACAUUACCCCCGAGAUCACCGGAAAACUCCCGGGCUAUCUGAGCCCUUCCGCUGGUCUGAAGUUCGCCGACGUGCCCAAUGGCCUGGCUGCGAUUUCCAAAGUUCCUGCUGCUGGGUGGGGUCAGAUCUUGGCUUACAUGGCCUUCUGCGAGGUGUCCCAGGACCAGUCGGCGGGAACUCCUGCUGCGGCGGGUGACUUCGGAUUCAAGGUGCUCACCGCGUCCGACCCGGAGGCGAAGAAGACGAAGCUAGCGGCCGAGUUGGCCAACGGAAGACUGGCAAUGAUGGCCAUUAUCGGCAUGUUUUUCCAGGAUGGUCUCACCGGCAGCGCUUGGGGUGACUGGGCCAACUACACCGCUUCGCCUUUGCGUGCCUUUGAAAACGAGCUUGGAGUGCAAGCACCGGUGGGGUUCUGGGACCCGGCAGGGUUCACGGCCGAUGGCAGCACUGAGAACUUCGCCCGACGUCGCCAGACGGAGCUGAAGCAUGGUCGCAUCUCCAUGCUUGCUACAAUGGGAUACAUUACCCCCGAGAUCACCGGAAAACUCCCGGGCUAUCUGAGCCCUUCCGCUGGUCUGAAGUUCGCCGACGUGCCCAAUGGCCUGGCUGCGAUUUCCAAAGUUCCUGCUGCUGGGUGGGGUCAGAUCUUGGCUUACAUGGCCUUCUGCGAGGUGUCCCAGGACCAGUCGGCGGGAACUCCUGCUGCGGCGGGUGACUUCGGAUUCAAGGUGCUCACCGCGUCCGACCCGGAGGCGAAGAAGACGAAGCUAGCGGCCGAGUUGGCCAACGGAAGACUGGCAAUGAUGGCCAUUAUCGGCAUGUUUUUCCAGGAUGGACUGACUGGCAGCGCCUGGGGUGACUGGGCGAAUUACACUGCUUCGCCUUUGAGGGCGACCUCGCAGUGAGGCAAAGUGGCUUGACGAUGCAGAAAUGGAGGCCGCUGAGUUUGGCAAGCUGCAGGUCAGACGACCAGACUCGGGUG
Effrenium voratum is the source of this 2513-nucleotide messenger RNA. The record is from the annotation of a GenBank genome assembly. NCBI's taxonomy places the organism in Eukaryota, Dinophyceae, Suessiales, Symbiodiniaceae.